Fundulus heteroclitus (mummichog) is the source of this 1547-nucleotide messenger RNA. It is a transcript of the gene ppp6c, whose product is annotated as protein phosphatase 6, catalytic subunit. Gene Ontology annotation, cellular component: cytoplasm. The record is from RefSeq and is a predicted model, not a curated record. Gene Ontology annotation, molecular function: protein serine/threonine phosphatase activity. The transcript has 7 exons. Gene Ontology annotation, biological process: peptidyl-serine dephosphorylation; G1/S transition of mitotic cell cycle. The coding region runs from base 131 to 1048 and encodes 305 amino acids. NCBI's taxonomy places the organism in Eukaryota, Metazoa, Chordata, Actinopteri, Cyprinodontiformes, Fundulidae.
UUCCCGCCAGCUGCUGUCCGCCACAGGAGAAGAAGAAGCGCAGGCGGAAAGAGAACCGGAACUGGCUAGCAGGAAGGCUAGUCGCCUUUAGCCGUUUUUAUUUUCAGAUUUUAUACCUUCCUGGUUGAAUAUGGCUCCUUUAGAUCUUGAUAAAUACGUCGAAAUUGCGAAACACUGCAAAUAUUUACCAGAGAACGACUUAAAGAGAUUAUGUGACUACGUGUGCGAUCUGCUGCUGGAGGAGUCCAACGUCCAGCCUGUGGCCACGCCGGUCACCGUCUGCGGAGACAUUCACGGUCAGUUUUAUGAUCUAUGUGAGCUCUUCAGAACUGGAGGCCAAGUUCCAGACACAAACUACAUUUUCAUGGGAGACUUCGUGGACCGGGGCUACUACAGCCUGGAGACGUUCACCUACCUGCUGGCGCUGAAGGCCAAGUGGCCGGACCGCAUCACGCUGCUGAGGGGAAACCACGAGAGCCGGCAGAUCACCCAGGUCUACGGCUUCUACGAUGAAUGUCAGACAAAGUACGGGAACGCCAACGCCUGGAGAUACUGCACCAAGGUGUUCGACAUGCUGACAGUGGCAGCCUUGAUAGACGAGCAGAUCCUCUGCGUCCACGGCGGCCUGUCGCCCGACAUCAAGACUCUGGACCAGAUCCGAACCAUCGAGCGCAACCAGGAGAUCCCCCACAAGGGGGCGUUCUGCGACCUGGUGUGGUCCGACCCGGAGGACGUGGACACCUGGGCCAUCAGCCCCCGCGGCGCCGGCUGGCUCUUCGGCUCCAAGGUCACCAACGAGUUCGUCCACAUCAACAGCCUGAAGCUGAUCUGCCGCGCCCACCAGCUGGUCCACGAAGGCUACAAGUUCAUGUUCGAUGAGAAGCUGGUGACCGUGUGGUCGGCGCCCAACUACUGCUAUCGCUGCGGCAACAUCGCCUCCAUCAUGGUCUUCAAGGACGUGGGCCGCCGGGAGCCCAAGCUGUUCCGCGCCGUGCCCGACUCGGAGCGCGUCAUCCCCCCCCGCACCACCACCCCUUACUUCCUGUGAGGCUCGCCGCCGUCGGCUUCAGAGGCUUCGCCGGCGCCGCCCCGCCCGGCCCGGCCCGGCCCGGCCCGGCGGCUCGGUUCUGGAGGUGAAGCAGCGGGUUGGAGCGGUGGGCUGCGGUUCUGAGUCUGAGCCAUCCUGCUACGCUCUGCCUUAAAGCUUUUAACUUUAAUUUAUUCAUCCUGAUGUCCUGCACACUGUCUGUCUGUGUGGUGGGGCCGCUUCCUGACGGACCUUUAUUCAGUUCUCAGCAGAGACGCACCGCCUGUCCAGGACACGCUGCAGAUCAUUCCUGAGAACCAGCAGAGAUGGACUAGAACCCAGAACCUCUGAAGUUCUGGUUCUGCUGCGUCUGGAGCUGGGUGUGAGCAGCAGGCGGUGCGUCCCUGAUGCUCUGGGCAUUACGUCUGUGCCAAUGUUCCUCUGAGUUCUCCGCUCAGCAGCUGGGAGCGCCUCUCCAGCUCCACCUGUAAUUGGAAUAAAAAGUCCUUCACACCUGUGA